Tetrahymena thermophila SB210 is the source of this 738-nucleotide messenger RNA. RefSeq lists its product as hypothetical. The transcript has a single exon. Lineage: Eukaryota; Ciliophora; Oligohymenophorea; Hymenostomatida; Tetrahymenidae. The record is from RefSeq and is a predicted model, not a curated record.
AUGAUUCAGAUAAAAAUUUUUGUUUACAUCAUCCUUCAUUAAAAUAAAUAAAGUAAUAUAAUGUAGAACAGGAAGUUAGUUGAAUUAACUAUAAAUUUAAGAUCGGAUUCUUAGUGUAUAAGUAUCCUAAUAAAGAUUAUAAUGAAGAGGAUAUGCGCUUAAUUUUAAAAGACCAUCAAUCUCUAUCCUAAGUAAUAUUAUAUAUGGUAUGAAUGGAGCGACAGCGUACAAAGGAAAGUUUGUCAAAUAGGCGAAUUAGUGUAUCUCGAUGACCGUUUAAAGUCUGAUAAGAAAUUAGGAAUCAGAGUUGUAAAAUUUAAAAAUUAAAAGUAUUACUAGGAAAAUGAAUGUUCACAAUAUUUUAAAUAUAUGCUAACUCACAUAUAAGAGAGAUAUUACAUAAAAAACUAAUUAAAUAAAAAGGUAUACUAAAUGAUGGAAUAUGAAGAUAAAGAGGACUCUGUAUACAUUAUACCUUAGUAAGAAUACAUUAUUUAAAAUGAGCAACCUGUCAAAAUAAAUGUUUUCAAUCAGCAGAAUAAUUUAAAUUUUAAGAGGAUUACAAGUCAGCAAAAGCAAUUUAUAAAAAUGAAAAAAGUGUCUAUGAAAAGCUUCUAAAUUCAUUUUUAAAAUAAAAAAAUUAGUAAAAUUUUAUUGGAGAAUCAAUUUAAGAAAAGCAAUAGCAAAAUUAAUCCUACUAAUUAUAAAUAAUAUUAAAGUAAAAAUAAGAGAAUAUGA